Molecule: messenger RNA, 924 nt
Organism: Erigeron canadensis
Lineage: Eukaryota; Viridiplantae; Streptophyta; Magnoliopsida; Asterales; Asteraceae
Product: probable NADH dehydrogenase [ubiquinone] 1 alpha subcomplex subunit 5, mitochondrial
Exons: 3
Coding region: 84-608 (174 amino acids)
Biological process (GO): respiratory electron transport chain
Source: RefSeq, a predicted model, not a curated record
AUGAUCCAUUUUCCAAACAUAUACAAAACCAGUAGUUGACACACACCAAGUAACCAAAGAAGAGAAACAAAGACAGCUAAAAAAUGUUCCUGCGGAAAUUAGGGCGGCCAUCAUCACUACUGAUGAUGUCGAAGCUGAAAGAAACAACAGGGAUUGUUGGUCUUGAAGUGGUCCCAAAUGCAAGGGAAGUCUUGAUCGGUCUUUACAACAAGACCCUAACCGAGAUCCAGCGGGUCCCAGAAGACGAAGGCUAUCGAAAAGCUGUCGAAAGCUUUACGAGCCACCGAUUGAAAGUUUGCCAAGAGGAACAAGAUUGGGAAGUGAUUGAGAAACGUCUCGGGUGUGGCCAAGUUGAAGAGCUUAUUGAGGAAGCUCAAGACGAGCUUAAACUCAUCGAUAAGAUGAUCGAGUGGGACCCAUGGGGUGUACCUGAUGACUACGAAUGUGAAGUAGUUGAGAACAAUGCUCCUGUCCCAAAGCACGUGCCACUACACCGACCUGGGCCUCUUCCUGAGGAGUUUUACAAGACGUUGGACGCUUUAAUGACUGGGAAAUUGGAUGCUGCCCCUAAGAAGGAUGAGGCCACUGUCCCCUCGAGUUCCCAAUGAGCAUGAACCCUGUUGGUUGGUUCAGGCCACAUAUCUUUCCGGCAAGGAAUGGGAAAUUAUUCUCCUCAUCCAUCUAGCCAAUUUGAUUUCCGGAAGAUCCAUCAAUUUAUCGUGCUAGUGUUGAAUCUGUGACUCAAGGCUCUAUUGGUUAAGUUUUCGGAUUGGUCAUAUAUAGGACACUUAACUAGAGAUGGUGUCAGACAAUUUCAUCAACCGUCGGGAUGGCGAUGUAAUUGUAAUUUCUAUUGGAGCAUUUUACAUUUUUACACUUACAAUAUUUUUCUCUUAAUAUAUCCAAAAAUUGAUUAUAAUUUUA